Molecule: messenger RNA, 2825 nt
Organism: Rhododendron vialii
Lineage: Eukaryota; Viridiplantae; Streptophyta; Magnoliopsida; Ericales; Ericaceae
Exons: 4
Coding region: 694-1176 (160 amino acids)
Source: RefSeq, a predicted model, not a curated record
UUGAUUUGUUAUUUAUAAGGUUUGUUUGGUUGUCAUAGUGUAUUAAGAUGUGAACUUAGAGGAUAAUAUUAGUAUGCUGUCACGAAAUUGUAUUGCCAAGCUCAAAUGCUAAGUGCUUUUGUAUUAAGCUCUGAACUUAGAACAUAGUAUUGGCAGUUUUGUAUGUGUCUUAAAUUUGCAGUAGUUUGUUGGUAUGCUGUGAUGAUUCCAUAGGUCAUAUUGGUUCCGAAGUGAGUUUUGAAGUUGUCAGCUACCUUUUUUUUAACCUGUGGAAGCAGGAGUAGUUUUGGAAGCACAAGCGGAAAAGUGCACAAGUAAGGCAUCGAAUUAUGAAGAGAUUACUUAAGUCGUACUGAAAUGUUAUUUUAAAGGCGACGAGAAGAAGUUAUUUUACAGCUGUAGAAGCUGUAAGAAGCGGUGCAGGUAUAUAAAAUUCUGAAUCCUGUGCUUUGUUCUAGCAUAGGAGUGCAGAAUUUACAAAACGACAAAGUGCUAGAAGUUAUUAAACAUAGAUAGUAGUGGUAAGUAGAAAAAGCUAUUGCAGAUUCAAUAGCUUGCCCAAAAGUUUUUGUGGGUGACUUGAUUCAGUCGUUUUUGAUCUUGAGGCUGCGGUGUUUUUUGGGAUUCUUUGAUGCAGCAAUUGUACCUUCCAUGGUGUGACUCUUUGAAGCUUCAGUAGUUGCAUUGGCUUCCAUGGUAGCGGUUAAAGCUUGGACUUCUAGAGUGAAUGGUUCAGUAGGUUCAGCAUUUUGCAUGGCAGUGGUUGGAGCUUUUGGUAUUGGCGCAGAUGUGUUGACCUUCGAUUUCAUCCAGACGCUGUUUUUUCGGGGAUGGUGCUUGUGCCAGGAGAUGCUGCAAGUCAUCUUGGUCGUCUAUGAUUUCAGUUGCAGCAGCAAACAUGUGGAUGCUGAAGAGGCAGAGUUCAACAUCUCUUGGUGCAUAUUUAACAGAUGUAGCAUGUGUGAGGCACUAGCCUUGGCAUUGGAUGGACUCUUUCUUUGCAAUAGUUGCACCAGAAAGGAGGUAGUAUGGGCUGGCAACCGUGGCCAAGUACUUUGUUUCCGACGAAGACGGAGUCUCACUGGGGCCUUUCUUGCUUUUGCUUCAGGACAAGGUCUUCAAGGACAGCUGGUACAAACUAAAAGGGGCGGUAGCGGAAGGGGGAAUCCCAUUUGAUAAGGUUCACGGGAUGCACGCGUUCGAGUACCCAGGGAAGGAUCCCAGGUUCAAUGAGGUAUUCAACAAGGCCAUGAUCAACCAAUUGUGCUCAGCAAAAUCUUGCAGUCCUCGUACGAGGGUUUCGAGCAAGUUCAGAAGCUUGUCGAUGUUGACGGCGGUCUUGGAGUCACCCUCAACUUGAUCACUUCCAAAUACCCACAUAUCAAGGGUGUUAAUUUUGACCUUACACAUGUGAUCCAACAUGCCCCGCCCUAUCCCGGAGUGGAACAUGUUGGAGGGGAUAAUCAGAAGAUUUAUCAGAUGACAAUGUGGACUUUAAUGAAGUUCUAUCUAAACUUCGAAGGAGCAGAGGCCAUAAAGUAGAAUGGGAGUUUGAGGCAGACAUGCUUGCAGCAUUUGGUAAGGAUCCUGAACUGUGCAUGAAGGGCAUCUGUGCUCUUUAUCGGAAGCAGACUGCUGAUGAAAAGAUUGGCAAGUUUACGUAUUAUUCCAAUCAGCAAGGGUUUAGCCACUGUGAUGCACUCAGGUAUGUAUCAUGUAGGUUCAAUAUUUUAACCAUAUUUAUAUGGGUCUCUCUAGUGGUUGUUGUCGCUGUAAAGUGUUGGGUCGCUUGGUAUGAGAGGAAUAGUUUUUCUUUGCUAUAUAUUUGUAAAGCUUGUUUAUAGGACUUGAACUCAUCCUCACAUAUAUCGCAUGCAUCCCAGAGAGAAUGAUGAUUUUGUUAUGGUUCUUUUACUAAGAAUGGAGGGACUGGUUUCUCCUAUUUGUGAUUCGAACAGGAGUAUAUGUUUCCUCUCUCAGGCUAGGAGAAGAAUUGUAAGUGGAGUUAAGUGAUAGGAGAGCAACUUAUUGAUUAUAACGGUACCUCGAAUAAUUUUGAACUGAAAAGCUGUUACCGGCGUUCUCAAAAAAAGAAAAAGAAAAGAAAAGCUGUUACUGGACUUGUGUCGGGAGUUAUAGGACAUGAUUUCCUGCACUCUUCUCAAUUUACUUUGUAGCAUGUAAAAUAUGACAAGUUCACUUCACCUACCUUUCCCGUGGGUUGGAUGAGAUAAUGCAUCAUUUCUGAAUCUCUGAUGUAUCUGUAUGACUGUACCCAUCUUUGUUUCUCCUGGAUCCCAGGUUCCUUUAGUAACUAAACCACUAGUAAUUCCCAAAUUUGUCAUUUUACAUUCUGAUUGUACUUGUGGUUGCAUAUAGUUGUUUGAUGAUUUAAUGGGUUCUGUUCGUUUAGCAAAUAUACUUUGUAGUUGUACGUCGAUUCAUUCUCUUGUAGGGGAAGUAUUUUGGCCAAGUUUCUUACUGAGGGAGAUCCACAAGGUGAUGUGAAGAAAUCUGUGGAGGAGUUGCGGGAGUAUGAUCCCAAGGCACCAGAACUGUGCAGGACACUUGCGACUCACUACUCUAAGCAACUGUUUGCAAUAUACAAGAGCAAAGAAGAUCCUCUUUUUCUCCUAUCUUGACAUGGGCAGCCCUAGAUUCUAUGGCAAGGACAGUGGAAUUUGUAGAUAGCCUGACUUUUAGGUUAGUUAUAGAUUUAUAUGCUUUGCGAGGUAUGAUCAAAGCUGUAUAUUACAGAUAAUAUGUUAGUCCUGAUGAUUUUGCGAGGACUCUUGUCGUUAGUACACCAGAAGAUAUGUGCAAAA